CUUUUGUCUUCAGCGACCAUGCUGAGAUUAUCAAAAGGCGUCUUACGCCCUCUACGUUCCCGUUCGUUUGCGACGGUCGCCGAACCACCCGUCAGGAGAUACGGAGGGCUCAGAGACCAGGAUAGGAUUUUCACCAAUGCGUAUUGUCGGCAUGAUCAUGGCUUGAAGGGUGCCCAGUCGAGAGGCGACUGGCACCGAACCAAAGACAUACUCCUCAAAGGCGACUCGUGGAUCAUCCAGACCAUCAAGGACUCGGGUCUACGCGGUCGUGGAGGCGCCGGCUUUCCUAGCGGUCUCAAAUGGAGUUUUAUGAACAAGCCUGGAUGGGAGAAGGAUCCGAGACCCCGCUAUCUCGUCGUCAACGCCGACGAAGGCGAGCCCGGCACAUGCAAGGACCGCGAGAUCCUCCGCGGAGACCCCCACAAGCUCGUCGAGGGCUGCCUCGUCGCAGGCCGGGGCAUGAAUGCAACCGCAGCGUACAUUUACAUCCGAGGUGAGUUCUUCCAGGAAGCGAGCCACCUCCAGCAGGCCAUCAACGAGGCGUACGCUGCGGGUCUUAUUGGAAAGGAUGCUUGUGGCUCGGGAUACUCGUUUGAUGUGUACCUCCACCGUGGAGCCGGCGCGUAUAUCUGUGGUGAGGAGACGGCCCUUAUCGAGAGUCUAGAGGGGAAGCAGGGCAAGCCACGCCUGAAGCCCCCGUUCCCGGCGGAUGUGGGACUAUUUGGAUGCCCGACGACGGUAGCGAACGUCGAGACCGUUGCUGUGGCCCCGACGAUCUGUAGACGAGGGGGAAGCUGGUUUGCCGGCUUUGGGAGGGAGAGGAACCAGGGCACAAAGCUGUUUUGUAUCAGUGGGCAUGUGAAUAACCCGUGUGUCGUCGAGGAGGAGAUGAGUAUCCCCUUGAAGGAAUUGGUUGAGAGGCAUUGUGGCGGUGUGAGGGGUGGAUGGGAUAAUUUGCUUGGGAUUAUACCUGGAGGGUGUUCUGUGCCGGUGUUGCCUAUAGACAAGUGCUCAGAGGUUUUGAUGGACUAUGACUCUCUCAAAGACGCCCAGUCGGGUUUGGGAACCGGUGCUGUCAUCGUCAUGGACAAGAGCACCGAUAUCGUCGCUGCCAUUGCUCGUUUCUCACAGUUUUACAAACAUGAAUCUUGUGGACAAUGCACGCCUUGUAGAGAGGGUACUACUUGGAUGAUGAACAUGAUGGAUCGCAUGGUCGAAGGACGGGGACACGUUCGAGAGAUUGAUAUGCUGCUCGAGUUGACGAAACAAGUCGAAGGCCGCACGAUCUGCGCCUUGGGUGAUGCCGCUGCGUGGCCCAUCCAAGGCCUGAUGCGCCAUUUCCGCCCCGAGGUCGAGGCGCGCAUCGCCAAGUAUAGGCAGGACCAUGGAGCCGUGGCAUUUGGAGGUACGUUGGUGAGCGAGGUGAAUGAUAUGUUGGCGGUACCCGAUAAUUUGGGAGCAAGGUUGCCUAUUGAGGCUCCGAGUGUGUAGAAUGCACCGUUUUCUUCUAAGGAUGAAAUUUUGAAUCUUGAAAGUGAAAGAACACAGACGGCGAC
Molecule: messenger RNA, 1556 nt
Organism: Guyanagaster necrorhizus
Lineage: Eukaryota; Fungi; Basidiomycota; Agaricomycetes; Agaricales; Physalacriaceae
Product: NADH-ubiquinone oxidoreductase
Exons: 7
Coding region: 19-1491 (490 amino acids)
Cellular component (GO): respiratory chain complex I
Molecular function (GO): NAD binding; FMN binding; 4 iron, 4 sulfur cluster binding
Source: RefSeq, a predicted model, not a curated record